Anarrhichthys ocellatus (wolf-eel) is the source of this 4714-nucleotide messenger RNA. It is a transcript of the gene plekhm1, whose product is annotated as pleckstrin homology domain containing, family M (with RUN domain) member 1. The record is from RefSeq and is a predicted model, not a curated record. NCBI's taxonomy places the organism in Eukaryota, Metazoa, Chordata, Actinopteri, Perciformes, Anarhichadidae. The transcript has 13 exons. The coding region runs from base 319 to 3540 and encodes 1073 amino acids.
AGUGACGAGAGAGCGUCUUCACCCUCUCUCGAGAAAACAAAGAUUACUUAACGCUAAUUUUUGGAUUUUUGGGGAUUUUUGGAUGAUUUGGAAGCGAUGGAGAGCGACUGUACGGAUUGACUUUGCCUUUAACUUACAUUUACUGAGUUUAUAACAAUUUACGGAGGAUUUUCGCGGUUGUCUUUGGACCUUUAAUGGCAAGUUAGCCAACCGGUUUUCGCUCGAGUUUUAAAGAACCACACGCCCAAAAAACAGAAGCUAACAGCAGCAAUUAUGGUACAGCGUGCCAUGUGGGGGUAACCCUGCCCAGGAGGUGCCAUGCUAGCCACACAGAUGCCAGAUAUGCAGCCCGAGGCUGAAGAUGUCAAAAAGAUCAAGGAGAAGUUGGCACAGUCGCUCAAGGCCCUGCAGAAGAGAUACGUGACGUCAGACGCAGUGGUGACCAGUGACGACGGGGACGCUAACCUCUUCUGCUGUGCCCUGGAGGCCGUCUUCAUCCACGGCAUCAAGAGCAAGUACGUCCGCUCGGAGGCUGGGGGCCGGAGCAGGAAGGGAGAGCGAGGCUCCCUCCCUCAGCCUUUCUUCUGGAGCCUCCUCAAGACCGUCACCCACCGUGAUGUGGUCAAGGAGCUGGAGAAGAUCAGCUUCGUGGGCACCGACGUGGGUCGCUGCCGAGCCUGGCUGCGACUGGCCCUGAACCACGGCCUGCUCGAGUGCUACCUCGCGUCGCUGUUCCGCGAGGGCUCCAAGCUGCGGGCCCACUACCAGCCCAGUGCCUUGCUCCUGGACACCGAGGAGCGGGAAGUCCUGCUCAGCUACCUCCAGGGUCUGGCCUCGCUCACCUUCGACCUCUCCUACAAGUCGGCCGUCCUCAACGAAUGGACCACCACGCCUCUGGCUCUCGCCGGGCUCUGCCCCUUGUCCCAAGCGGACACUAUUGACCUGUCCCUCAACGCUGGAGACCUUCCCAACUCCAAGCCCGCGUUUAAAGAGUCGUGGGAUACGGUGUCUCAGUCGUCGGGCUCUUCAGACGCACAGGAUCUGCAGAGAGGCUGCCCAGUGAUGCUGACGGGGAAAGGGACAGGUGUAUUACACGGGGGUUGUACUGCACUCAACUCAUCCAACUUAAGCCUGGACACCACAGGCUCCUCCCAGCUCUCCUCCAGCUUGAGCUCUGAUAGCCUCCUGCAGGGGCAGCACCCCCGCAGCCCGACGGGAGAGCAGUGGUCUUCAUGUGACCUGGACACGCCCAUUAAUGUCACCAUCAGCACCAAGAGGCCACAGAAGGACAGUUCUCUGACAGAGUUCCGGGAGAGUGGCCACUACAGUCAGGACUCCAUGCGCGAAGACUCCUUUGUGUCCAGCACGGGUCCGGAUCAGUACUCGGAGACGGCCAUGUUCAGCGGCUCCGACAGCGAGACCCAGGGUCCCCCUACGCCGUCCCAAGACCCCGUGGACCACGUCCCAAACUCUGUGCUGUCUGAUUCAGAGCCACCGGCGACACCCGAUGAGAACCACGUUAACUACUCUCCCUCUGAAGCGUGCAUCGAUGCCUCUCCUGAGGCACACUUGGACAAGGACAUGCUUUCUACUGAGCCUGUGGAGCCUGUAGACGAAGUACAGAUCACCGGAGUCCAGGAGAGUCCUGAGCCUCUCCAGGUAGAGAAAGAAGCAGAGCCCUCAGUGGAUCAAAGCUCACGUCGCUCCACCAUCAGGUUAUUGUCCUCAGAUUCUCUAUCGCAUUCUCGUUCCUGGAUCUCUGAGGACGACAUCUACAAGCCUCACCUGGAGGAGGUGCCGGACCACAAUGAGGCGCCUCCUCCUGCUCCCUCUGCUGAGCUCAAGGUCUCUCAGUCGCCUCCUAGUGUCGUCCAUCGCAGGCAAAUAGGGCUGUCCAACCCUUUCCGUGGCUUGCUGAAGCUCGGUCACCUGGAGCGUCGAGGUGCGAUGGGGAUGUGGCGCGAUUAUUACUGCGAGCUGUCGCCCUUCGAGUUCCGGCUGUACGUCAACGCGGAAGAGCGCACAUGUUGCGACAACUGCUCCCUGGUGCGAUGCGAGGACGCCCGCGUCGCCUCGCCCGAGGGCCGCUUCGAGCUGGCCUUCCCCGGCAAGCGGCUCUACCUCCGGGCAGCGAAUCGCGGCGAAGCGGAGGACUGGGUGGACCGGAUAGUCGAGGCCGUCAUCAAAUGCCGUCCGACGCCUUGCACCGAUGAGCAUUGGGAGGUGCUACAACCUGCCUGUGAGAACGGCGUGGACGCAGCGUCCCUGUCCUCCGUCCCCUCCAGCCCCGAGCGAGGUCCCUCCUCCCCGGACACGGGGCCAUGCGGAGGGCAGGAGGCGCCUCCUCCUCCUCUGCAGGGCUUCGACUGGACUCGGACUGUGGAUUUGGAAAAUGACGCAAUCAAAGAAGCUGUUUUGUACUUCUCCACAGAUCCAGAGGCUCGGACAUGGGUGCCUCUGGUCUUCUCCCUCUCCUUGGAGGCCUUGAAAGGGUUUCAGGUUCAAGAGGGAAGGAAGCAGCUGCGGCAAACGCUCCCUAUCGAGGAAAUCCGGGAUGUGGUGCCGGACGUGUCUCAGGGAGGGCCGGCCUUCUUCAAACUCCUGACCGUCCGGGAGACGCUGAGAGUCAGAGCUGAGAACCCAGAGGAGGCUCGCUCUUGGAGGGUUUUGAUCCGAGGGGCUCUGGACUCGUACCUGGAGAGUGGGGAGGACGAAGGCUCCGGCGAGGCACCUGUAGUCCUCCCCGGGAUGAGUGGAAAUCUCCACAGACUGGUGCAGCACCGACUAAAAGAAGAUGGAGCACUCCUCGUGCAUCUGUGCACUGUUCCUUCAGAGAAGGGGCUGGACACGCAGAGCUUCAAGUGUGCAGGGUGUCCUCAGCCGAUCGGCCCGUCUCUGGGCAGAGCCCGGCUGUGUGAGUUCUCGGGUCAGUACUACUGUGACUCCUGUCAUCACGGCGACACCACCAUCAUCCCCUCACGCAUGGUGCACAACUGGGACCUCACACAGCGAGAGGUGUCUAAGAAGGCCCUGCAUCUGCUGGCUCAGGUGGAGCAGGAGCCUCUGCUGAACCUGGAGCACCUGAACCCUGAGCUGGUGACGCACGCCGAUUCCAUGUCUCAGGCCCACAACCUGCGGAAGAGGCUACGUCUGCUGGGCGACUACCUGCUCACCUGCCGCAGCGGAGCCUGCAAGAACCUCCAAGCCAAAAUGGAGCAGCGGACGUACCUGCUGGAGUCGAGCCAGCUGUACAGCGUCAUGGACCUACGACAGAUAGCAGAGGAUGAGUAUGUGAACUACCUGCUCACACUGCUGCAGUACGCCUCCAACCACGUCUUCCACUGUGACCUGUGCACUCAGCGGGGCUUCAUCUGUCAGUUAUGUCACGCUAAUGACAUCAUCUUCCCCUUUCAGCUCGACAUCACCACCAGGUGUAAAGUUUGUAAAGCGGUGUUCCACUCGGCCUGUAAGGCUGCUGGGGUCUCGUGUCCUCGCUGUCAGCGGAUGAAGAAGUACCUGGAGAGGAAUCCACAGUACUGAGCCGCGAGGCCCCGACUAACAAGGAAGCGGAAAAAUAACCGAAAAUCUAGCUUUUACACGAAGUAACCUCAAGUGCAAUUAUGAGUGUGUUGUGAGAGCGACGGUGCUGCGGUAGCUCGACUCUCUCGCACUAAUUUAGAGGCACAUCUGGCCUUGUGACGCUGACAUAAUGCAGCCAGAUGUUACUGACCAGUGACGUUAAUACCUCUCUGAAUUCAGACUCGGCAUCAAACGGAGGACGUGACACCGGUGAAGGUUGUUGCCAAGAAUCAUAUCAACACAUUUUUUACAUGGUGUGUUUUUUACUUUGUUUGUCUUAUUGUAUCUACGUUCAUCAUGUUCAUCAGAAAUGCUCCACAGGACAUUCUGCCUUUCUCUCGGAUGCACAUAUUUAAACAUAAUGCAGGUUGGUUGGGUACUGAACAUGCACAAAUAUCUAAAGCAGUGCUUGAAAUAUUCUAAUAUUUUGAUUGUGCCUUCUUUUUAAUUUAAGCUUUACGCUCUUCUCCACUUGGUGUGUGUUUAACACGGUUCAACCUUACACUUUUAAUUUACCUUCACCACGAGAAGAAGUGACGUUACUGCAGUAGAAACUGAUCUUGUGAUAAAAAUCUGAAUCAAGUCAUAGAGAAGACUUUGUGGAAUGUUUCUUACAAGUUUACAAACGUACAUUAAUAUGUGUGAUUUAAAAGGACAAAGAGGUGAGCCACACUGACGUAUGACAUAAAGUUGCUGAAGAAAAUAAAUAAAUGUGCGGCCGAAACGACGAAUCGUUUGAUUUUGCGUUGAUCCUGAAGUCAAAACACAUUUCGCACAUUUGCACGUACUCGUGAUGACUGUUAAAUAUCUUCUAGCAUGCAGAGCUACACCUCAACUAACACACAAACCUGCAUUCUUGACAUUUUCAUUUUUGCAGAAUUUGAUUUUCUUCUCUUGAACAUUUGACUCUGAUGUGGAGAUGAACUCGCAGAAGUAGCACAUUAAGAGAUCUUUCCUUUUGCCAAAAUCUGCAGAGAACAAAGAAGUAAUUGAUGGUUUAAUCAAGUUCAUUUGGAUAUAUGCAGAACAUAUCAAACCACAGAAUACUUGCAACUAUUCCUGGUUUGUCUUUGUCUUAUCUAUGAUGUAUGAUGUAUAAAUGACCGUUAUGAUUAAAUGUGACUGUGUUACUUGA